ACCAGAAGAGCCGUAAGAGCAUACAGCCCGACAGCAAUUGCAAUUGCAAUUGAAGGAUCACCAUGUCGUCCGACGAGCCAUUCUACCUGAGAUACUAUUCUGGUCAUACCGGUCGCUUCGGCCACGAGUUCUUAGAGUUCGACUUUCGAGCCGACGGUGUCGCACGAUAUGCCAACAACUCAAACUACCGCAACGACUCCCUCAUCAGAAAGGAAAUGUGUGUUUCUCAGGCUAUGAUUGCAGAGCUGAAACGUAUCAUCCAAGAGUCUGAAGUUCUGAAAGAAGAUGACGCAAAAUGGCCAAGAAAAAACAAGGAUGGGCGUCAGGAGUUGGAGAUCAGAUUGGGCAACGAGCAUAUCAGUUUUGAGACGGCCAAGAUUGGUAGUCUGGUGGAUGUUACGGAGAGUGAGGACCCGGAGGGGUUGAGGGUGUUCUAUUAUCUUGUUCAGGAUUUGAAGGCGUUGGUGUUUUCUCUCAUUGCUCUGCAUUUCAAGAUCAAGCCUAUCAAGGCAGGAUGA
Saitoella complicata NRRL Y-17804 is the source of this 518-nucleotide messenger RNA. RefSeq names its product Mago nashi domain protein. The coding region runs from base 63 to 518 and encodes 151 amino acids. NCBI's taxonomy places the organism in Eukaryota, Fungi, Ascomycota, Saitoellomycetes, Saitoellales, Saitoellaceae. The transcript is spliced from 4 exons. Gene Ontology annotation, cellular component: exon-exon junction complex; nucleus. Gene Ontology annotation, biological process: RNA splicing. The record is from RefSeq and is a predicted model, not a curated record.